Molecule: messenger RNA, 1089 nt
Organism: Aureobasidium melanogenum CBS 110374
Lineage: Eukaryota; Fungi; Ascomycota; Dothideomycetes; Dothideales; Saccotheciaceae
Product: 3-carboxy-cis,cis-mucoante lactonizing enzyme
Exons: 3
Coding region: 1-1089 (362 amino acids)
Molecular function (GO): 6-phosphogluconolactonase activity; protein binding
Source: RefSeq, a predicted model, not a curated record
AUGCUCCACCAUUUGAUGGUAGGCACCUGGACACCGCCAGGUGCCAUUUUUACCUUUCAAUUCGAUGAUGAGGCCUUGACCUUGAAGUUGAUCAAGAGAACUGAGAUUCCUGAAGAUGAGCCCAUCUCAUGGAUGACCUUCGACCAUGCGAGAAAGACCAUCUAUGGAGCUGCUAUGAAAAAGUGGAACAGUUUCUCGGUCAAGAGUCCGACAGAGAUCGAGCACACUGCCUCUUUCCCUAUGGAACACGACCCUAAGGCAUCUCAAGCAGACACAAAAACCCGUGCAAUCUUCGUUCUGGCAGGCAAGAAGCCCCCAUAUAAUGUGUACGGUAACCCUUUCUACGACCACGCUGGCUCAGGCAACGUCUUCUCUGUGGACGACAAAGGUAGUCUGAAAGAGAACAUUCAAAACUAUGACUACUGUCCACAAACAGCUAUCCACGGCAUGGUCUUCGAUUCUACAGAGACUUAUCUCUACUCUGCCGAUAUGUGGGCGAACAGAGUUUGGUGCCAUAAGAAGGACCCAGAGACUGGACACAUGACUACUAUUGGCAGUGUCGAUGCUCCGGCGGCAGGUGAUCAUCCACGCUGGGUUGAGAUGGCACCAAGUGGAAAGUACCUCUACGCUCUGAUGGAAGGUGGCAACCGACUUGGAGUUUACUCGAUCGAUGAGGAAACGCAUAUGCCCGUAUACACCAACAAGAUCUACCCUCUUGUUCCUCCAGGCCACCAGGAGAUCUAUCCUAAGAUGUACCGCUCAGAUGUUGUGUUCCUCUCAUCCAGCGGUAAAUAUCUGUUUGCGACAGCUCGAUCGAAUUCUCCAGACCUGACUGGAUACAUUGCAGCAUUCAAGCUGUCGGAGUCUGGUGACAUUGAGCGCCAGAUUUGUCUCAACCCUACACCCACUAGUGGUGGUCAUUCCAAUGCUGUCAGCCCUUGCCCUUGGAGUGACGAAUGGUUGGCCUUGACCGAUGACGAGAAGGGCUUCAUCGAAAUCUACAGAUGGAACGAAGAGUUCCUCGGUCGUGUUGCUCAUUGCGAUGUCAAGGAGCCUGGCUUCGGCAUGAAUGCUAUCUGGUAUGAUUAG